AUGUCGCCAUCAGAGGUCGCAGCAGACAUCUCCGUUGACGUCGCCGCCGGAGCUCUGCGAUGGAGCCCCUCGGCGGGACAUGAGCGUCAGAUCAAAUUGAAUGAUAUUGUGGGCAUCGUGCGAGCCUCGGCUUCGUCAACAUCCGCAUACCGCGUGCUAUACAUCGAGAGCACGUCGAGUGCGAACGAAGAAGAUGAAAUGCUGAGUCGUGUGACUCACUUUGAUCUAGCGUCUCUCCCUGACGGCCUCUCGUCGCAUGUGAAAGAUCUCCCCGCCUACCUCUGCAAAGAUAAGCCUGUGCAUGUGGUUGUUUCGACCCAGAGCGGCACAGGCACAGCGAGAGAUGUCUUUCGCAAUGGCGUAGAGCCAUUUCUACAGUCCCUCGGACUUGUCUAUGAAACCACCGAAACCCAAUCCUCUCAGACCAUUUUGGAACUGGCACAGUCGCGCUUCCUCGAAGAUGCGUGCGCGGGCAUUGCACAAACAAUUAUUCUCCUCUCCGGUGAUGGAGGACUCGUCGAUCUCAUCGACGUUUUUAGCAAAUCCCAAAGGAGCAUUCAGGCUGCUCCUGACAUUGCUCUGAUUCCCUGUGGAACAGGCAACGCCAUGGCCAGUUCGAUCGGACUGCGAUUCGGUCCGAUCUACGCCGUCCGCACUUUACUGAGUGGUCAAUCUUGUUCCGUGCCGACUAUCGCUGUGAGAUUUUCGCCAGGUGCACAGCUUGUGAUUGAUGAAGGCCGACAGCGUGCUCUUAUCAGCAACAUCUCAGAUCCAUCCCAGCAGACCCUGUUCGGGGCUGUGGUCGCUAGCUGGGGGCUUCACGCCGCCUUGGUAGCGGAUAGCGACACGACCGAGUAUCGCAAAUUCGGCAUGGAGCGGUUCAAGAUGGCCGCGACAGAGCUCCUCCACCCUGCUGAUGGGAGCAUGCCCCAUCGUUUCAAAGGUCGAAUCAAAUUAACAACCUCUCGACCAAGCGUCAGCCUUGGUGGGAACGGAGAUGAAAGCGGCAGUCAACAACCCAUCACAUCUCACGAGUACACUCUCCCCGAGACUGAGCACAUGUACGUACUGACCACACUCGUCCCACGGCUAGAGAAAGACUUUGUUAUCUCUCCCGCCUCUAAGGCCUUGGAUGGUCGGAUGCGGUUCCUCCGUUUCGGACCCCUGUCCGGCGAGGAGGCUAUGCGUCUUCUGAUGUUGGCGUAUCAGGACGGGGCGCAUGUCAAAGAUGAAUUGAUGACUUAUGAAGAAGUUGAGAGAGUACGCAUUGAUUUUGACGAAGAAAUGGAACGAUGGCGACGUGUCUGUAUUGAUGGGAAGAUUGUGGCUGUUGAGCAGUCGGGCUGGAUGGAGAUUUCGAUGGAUGCGAGACGGCUAUUGAAUCUGAUUACUCCUAUUGAGUAG
Messenger RNA from Penicillium diatomitis, 1404 nucleotides. RefSeq names its product diacylglycerol/lipid kinase family protein. Bases 1 to 1404 code for a protein of 467 amino acids. The transcript has a single exon. Gene Ontology annotation, cellular component: membrane; cytoplasm; intracellular membrane-bounded organelle. The record is from RefSeq and is a predicted model, not a curated record. Lineage: Eukaryota; Fungi; Ascomycota; Eurotiomycetes; Eurotiales; Aspergillaceae. Gene Ontology annotation, biological process: sphingosine biosynthetic process.